AUGUCGUUGAACGCUCCAACCGAAGUUAGACUCGACUCCCCAGACGACUGGGACGAUUGGGAAAAUGCUCUCCUCAAUCAGGCCGAGACUUAUGACCUCCUCGGAAUCCUCCAGGGGACUGAGACGUCAUAUAAAAGGCCUAAGGUGCCACUGAUUGAAGACUUCAUGCCAGCACGGCCUGAACCGCCGCCUCUCACCGGGACUGCACCUCCGGCUGAAGAUCUCAACGAUAGGAUCGGUGCAGCUGCUGGCACACGCAGACAUGUGGCCCGUCAAUCGGCUCAAGGUACGACUGCUUCCCAAAGCACCGAAUCCGGAGAUCCCGGAUUUGAUACCAACGAUACUGGAAAUGCGGUUGGAAUAAGAGAAAUCGAGAAAGAGGCAUGGCACGCCUUUACUGUGUACAACAAUCAGUAUAAAUCUCUCUUCCAGGUGUGGGAAAUCCAACGUCGAGAUAUUGACAAGGUCUUUACCUGGAUAAAGAAAACGGUAUGCCUUAGUUAUCUCAAAACGUGUGUCUUAAUCACUCCGGAUUGGAAACAAGCCUAUCAGAACCUCAAGGCCCAUGUUGGACAAGGAACGGCGGAUAUCCAAAAGAAGAUCAAGAACGAGUAUGAUCUCUAUAUGAGGCCAUUCAGAACAACCAGACCAGCAAAGGAAAUAGAAGCUUGGAUUGUGAAAUGGGACGAGUUGUUGACUCAAGCCAAUCGUAAAUCCAUGAUGAUUGCAACCGACACCAUGGAUUGGUCAACUAGAUUCUUUGACGUUAUUCGGAAUCUUGACCACGCUUGGGUGUCAGCUUAUGAGAUCCAACUUUAUGACAAAAUCGAUAAUAACACGCUGGAGUAUAAGGAUCUCACAAAUCUCUUUCGAAGGCUUAUCCAAAGGCUUCAUUCGCCAGCAAAUCGACAGCGUAUACGCGUGUCAAGAGGCUCCUUUACAACUCACAAAAAUGAUGAUAAUAACGACUCAGAGGAUGAGAAUACUCGACACUCUAGGCGCCUAACUCGUUCCCGAGAACGCACUCGAAGACGCUCACGAUCCUACUCUAAUGAGCCACCUCGCAAGAAAACUGCAGGACCUGAGCAAGAAAGAACAACACCACCGUUCUGCCCUGCCUGCAGCGGUAGACAUUUCCUUUUAGGAUGCUUUUAUAUUCUUCAGUAUCUUGGUCUAAAGGUACCGGAAAACUUUAUGCCUCAAAAGUUUAGACAAGAAAGAGCUGAACGUUGGGUGAGUCAAUACCAACCUGAGAUCGAUGAGCUUAUUGAACGACAUAAGCAAAUGACAUUGGGACCAAAUAGAGAAAAAUCACGUUCACAGAGCAGGUCUCAAGAACGUCAAAAGAAGCCUGAUAACUCAGGAACAAAUAACACCACUUUUCAGGGAGAAUCACUUUCUCCUGAAUGA
Molecule: messenger RNA, 1410 nt
Organism: Talaromyces marneffei
Lineage: Eukaryota; Fungi; Ascomycota; Eurotiomycetes; Eurotiales; Trichocomaceae
Exons: 1
Coding region: 1-1410 (469 amino acids)
Source: RefSeq, a predicted model, not a curated record